Molecule: messenger RNA, 1006 nt
Organism: Populus nigra (black poplar)
Lineage: Eukaryota; Viridiplantae; Streptophyta; Magnoliopsida; Malpighiales; Salicaceae
Product: accelerated cell death 11-like
Exons: 4
Coding region: 142-759 (205 amino acids)
Biological process (GO): intermembrane lipid transfer; ceramide transport
Cellular component (GO): membrane; cytosol; cytoplasm
Molecular function (GO): ceramide 1-phosphate binding; ceramide 1-phosphate transfer activity
Source: RefSeq, a predicted model, not a curated record
AUAAGUGCUGAGAUAUAAUUUAAUCCUCAUUCUCUAUAAAAACUCCGCAUUACCAAGAAUUUACAAACAACUCAUCACCAUCAUCAACAAAUCCAGAAUCGAGGGGGAGAGAUUUAGAUUUUGACGAAAAGGGUUGAGAAAAUGGGCGAUCUGGAGACUGAAAAGCCACUGAAGAAGAUCGCAGAAGCCUUUAAAGAACUAGAGGCAACAAUAAAAUCUCAAACCCAAGAAGUUGAAGUGGCACCAUUUUCUCAUGCUUGUUCUCUCGUUUCUCCUCUCUUCGGUUGCUUAGGUAUCGCUUUUAAAUUCGCCGAAAUGGAUUAUGUCGCCAAGGUGCAUGAUCUUGCAGAGGCAUCAAAAUCGAUUGGUACAUUGCAAAGUGUGUUAGAUAAGGAUGUAGAAAGGAAUUCUGUGAGAAAAGGUGGGAGUCAUUCAAGAAAUCUUUUGAGAGUAAAGCGUGGUCUUGAUAUGGUCAGGGUGUUGUUUGAGCAGAUUAUGGUUACAGAGGGAAAUUCUUUGAAGGGCCCUGCUUCGAAGGCUUAUGCACAGGUAUUUGCUCCCCAUCAUGGGUGGGCAAUUAGAAAAGCUGUUGCUGCAGGGAUGUACGCCCUUCCUACUAAAGCACAACUUUUAAAGAAGCUAAAUGAAGAUGAAAGCUCGGCAAUAAUUCAAAUGCAGAUUUAUGUUGCUGCAUCUGCGCCAGUCAUAAUGUAUGUUGACAAACUCUUCCUCUCCAGAGAAUUGGGUAUAGAUUGGUGAACAAUGUAAUUCCACUGAAAUCCUAUUUAUUGUGAUUGUCCUUUUCAUUUUCCUCUGGUAAAAAAAGAAAAAAAAACGUUAAUAUUCUUGCAGGUGGCAUAAACUAAUGUUUUAUUGAAUUGCUCAUGCAAUGGUAUGAGGGUGUCAAACAGCUAUAUCUGGAGCCGAGUUGUUAUUACUCUGUAGCUAUAUCUAUCGUUCAAUUUUUCCGAAAGAUUACAAAUUCAAUGAUAUCUUUUGGGUGCAA